Molecule: messenger RNA, 717 nt
Organism: Penicillium brasilianum
Lineage: Eukaryota; Fungi; Ascomycota; Eurotiomycetes; Eurotiales; Aspergillaceae
Source: the annotation of a GenBank genome assembly
AUGGCCCCGAUCCACGUUGGCGCUCUGGUCUUUGAUUACCAGACAAUCGAUGUCAUUGGACCUUGCGAUCUGCUCAAUUCCGCGAGUAAGAUGCUCAUGGAAGGUAUCAAUCAGUAUACCCCCGUGGAUCCAGCCCUUCUGGAAAAGGCGCCCGACUUCGUUUUCCAUCAUAUCGGAGAGAAUCUGGACCCAGUGCACCAGCUUACAAGUUCUGUGACUAUGGUGCCUACGGUCACUGUGGACGACGUCCCCGAACUGGAUAUCCUCCUCGUCGGUGGGGAUAGUCCUAGGGAAACCAACCUUCCUCCGAAAUUGCAGGAUCUAAUUCGUCGCCAUGUUGCUUCUGGGAAGUUACUCUUUACGACUUGUACCGGUUCCGCUGUCGUUGCUGCUACUGGCGCUAUAGAUGGCAGAAGGGCUACAGUCAAUAACCUCGAGUUCAAUUGGGUUAAAAACAAGUACCCAAAUGUCAAUUGGACGAAGGAGAAGAAGUGGAUUAUCGACGGCAACAUUUGGACUGGGAGUGGAGCUGUGGCGGGGAUGGAUAUGGUUGCACACUGGAUCAAAGAGACUUUUGGGCUGGACAUUCUCAUUCAAGCGGCAUUGUCGCUUGAUUUUGAACCACGGGAUGUUGAUGGGCUUUUCAAUGUCUUUCCCCCGCGAUACGAUUCGGUCGGAAACAAAAUUUCCACUCACGUCUUCCCUGACGAGAUCUGA